This is a messenger RNA of Penaeus indicus, 482 nucleotides long. RefSeq lists its product as uncharacterized. NCBI's taxonomy places the organism in Eukaryota, Metazoa, Arthropoda, Malacostraca, Decapoda, Penaeidae. The coding region runs from base 72 to 482 and encodes 136 amino acids. The transcript has 4 exons. The record is from RefSeq and is a predicted model, not a curated record.
CCCAUUAGUAAACAAGGAGGCUGGCGACCGGCAAAUGUUGUCCUGGAAAUUCUCUUACAACCUCAUAUGUGAUGAUCCGCUUUCCAAUGCCAAAGUUCAUUAGGCGUAUAGUUCGCCGGCACACAAAUCAGAUUCCUGAAGUGCGUGCUUUGUCUAUGAGGAGGAAACUUUCAUAUGGGUAUGCAUUUAUAGCAUGGAACUUAUUUGGAUUAGUUGGUUAUUUGGUUUAUACAGGACGCAUUAAGAAAACAGACAGUGACUUGUCUCAAGCUCGAGAGUUUGCAAAGCUGUUGAAGAAGGAGAAUGUUGUGAUGUAUCGUAUUGAGGGAUUAACUCCUGUUGGACGUUUUGAUUUGGAUGAAGAAUUCCGAAAAGCAGAAGAAAACAAGGCUUUAGCAGAGAACCACGAGGACAGCAAGGAAUUUAAAAGUGAUGAGGAGCAGUCUGAUGAAUUUACAUUUGAAGAAGAGCUACGUCCGUGA